AUGCUCUCUGCUACAAGGCUAGUUAGGACUCUACACCAAAGAUGUGGUCCCUUUACCAAACUAUACCGACCUUUUCAUUCACAUACAGAUCCUCGUGUGGAGAAGGCAGUUUAUGUGACAAACGAACGAGGAUCUAAUGUUAUUCACGACCCUCUUUUAUCCAAAGGCACCGCAUUCACGCUCGACGAACGAGAGCGUUUGGCCAUCAGAGGACUCCUACCUCCUCGUCAUCAAGAAAUGGAAAAACAAUUAUUGCGUGUUAAACGGAACUUGGAUGCUUGUCCUACACCUUUAUCAAAGUACAUUUAUUUAGCCGCCCUACAUGAUAGAAACGAGACACUCUACUAUAAGCUCUUGAUGAAGCAUAUGAAUGAGCUCGCCUCUAUCGUAUAUACGCCUACAGUGGGAGAGGCCAGCCAAGUCUCUCACGCCAUCUAUCGUAGACCCCGUGGUAUGUAUUUUUCAACGCAGGAUAGAGGCCAGAUGUCUGCAAUGGUCUAUAACUGGCCACAAGACGAAGUCGACGUCAUUGUUGUCACAGAUGGCUCUCGUAUUCUGGGCCUCGGUGACUUGGGAGCAAACGGCAUGCAGAUUCCUAUAGGAAAACUAAGUCUGUAUGUGGCUGCAGGUGGAAUUAGGCCAAGGGCUGUAUUACCCGUCGUUUUAGAUGUGGGCACAAACAAUAAAGAACUCCUGAAUGACCCCCUCUAUCUUGGAAUGCCUCAUCCAAGGCUAACGGGAAAUGAGUACUAUGAAUUUGUUGAUGAAUGGGUCACAGCAGUUAAAAGUCGUUGGCCAGAUGUCUUGAUCCAGUUUGAAGACUUCCAGAACCCUCAUGCUUACAAUCUGCUCAAUCGGUACCGAGAUAGUAUCACGUGCACUAAUGACGACAUACAAAGCACUUCCGCGGUUACCCUGGCAGGUAUUCUUGCUUCAUUAAAGGCCAGAGGUAAAACGCCUGAUGACCUUGCAGACGAAAGAAUUGUCUGUGUGGGUGCAGGCACGUCAGGGGUUGGUGUCUGUGAAGGUAUCGUUGACUGCAUGGUAGAUCAGGGUCACGUCAAGAGUCGCGAAGAGGCCUAUUCAAAGAUACAUAUGCUCGAUAGCUCAGGUCUCUUGGGUAACCCAAGUAUUAGUAGUGACAACCGCACAGCUCAAAAGCGUGAUCAAAGCGUCAGUGAGCAGCAACGACCUUACGUCAAACGCGAUCUGCCUGAUCAACUAUCCCUGGAGGAAGUUGUCCGUCAAGUCAAACCGACAGUUCUCUUAGGCUUUACUGGCGCCCGCGGUGUAUUCACUGAAAAGGCGAUUCGUGAAAUGGCAAAUCACUACGAGAAACCAGUCAUUUUCCCAUUAAGCAAUCCUGAUAGCCAUUCGGAAUGCACCGCCGAAGAAGCCUUCAAGUGGACUGAUGGACGAGCGAUCUUUGCUUCAGGAACCCAGUUUGAUGAGGUUCGUCUUCCAAACGGAAAAGUUGGCAAAACUAACCAGUGUAACAACUCAUAUACAUUUCCUGGAGUUGGUCUUGGUGUAGUCGUAUCAAAGGCAACUAAAGUAACAGACAGAAUGUUUCUUGAGGCUGGGCGUACCUUGGCGGAAAUGGCAAGCGAGAGUCAGCUGAAACAGGGUCAACUCUUUCCUCACGUUGAUCAUCUCAGAGAGGUUUCAUUCAGAAUCGGUACUCGAGUUUGUGAAGUUGCUUUUGAAGAUGGUGUUGCCAAUGCUGCCCUAAAAGAAGGAGAACUGCUUAGUGAACUGGUCAAGAACACGGCUUAUGAGCCUCAGUAUGUUCCUUUAGUAUAUCAUCCAAAGCUGUAA
This is a messenger RNA of Rhizopus microsporus ATCC 52813, 1818 nucleotides long. Its product is annotated as malic enzyme. Gene Ontology annotation, molecular function: malate dehydrogenase (decarboxylating) (NAD+) activity; NAD binding. The record is from RefSeq and is a predicted model, not a curated record. The transcript has 6 exons. NCBI's taxonomy places the organism in Eukaryota, Fungi, Mucoromycota, Mucoromycetes, Mucorales, Rhizopodaceae. Gene Ontology annotation, cellular component: mitochondrion. Gene Ontology annotation, biological process: pyruvate metabolic process; malate metabolic process. The coding region runs from base 1 to 1818 and encodes 605 amino acids.